CACAACCACCUACUACCGCCCAGCGUAGUCAAACAAAAUAAAUACUAUAAUUAAACUCAUGUUCAGUAACAAUCCUGUGGCCCAGAACCAUGAAGCCAAUUUUUAAAGACUAGAACAGAUCAUGUUCAAUUAAAAACGUCAGUUGUUUCAACUCUUUCCUAAUAGCUUUUGACUUCAUUAGUCUUCUUUUUCCUUCAAUUCACUGAUACCAAUGGCGAUAGCCGCUGCCAUAAUGCUGUUAUUCACAAUCGUUUACCGACGCUGCCUUUCCUGUUCUUCUUUCAGUUCCUUCCGAUCCUCUUCUUCGCUUUUCCUUCAGUCAGACACUCACCAACCGCUUCCAAUUUUCACUGUUCAAAAACCUAAUUCUCGCAUUUUUGCUUCAAUGAGCAUCGAGGCUCCUAAUAAGUUUUCUCCCGAUUCAUUUCUAGAUUGUAGAGAAAGUGGUAUUCUUCACUUUGUCAAGUAUCAUGGACUCGGAAAUGAUUUUCAUAUUGGUAGUCAAAAAAAUCAGCACGCACAUGGAGGGUAAUGUAUGCAGAUGUGGUUGCCCAGUGCAGAUGAAGAUCUUGUGGACGAACUUAAACCCAGGAAGAAGAUUUCUCACUUGUCCUCGAAGUCAAGAUGUGGGUGGAUGCACCUUCUUUAUGUGAUGUGACCCUCCGAUGUGUGAGAGAUCGAAGGAACUGAUUCCUGGUCUAUUAUGAGCUAGGAGGGAAAUGGAAGCUGAAAUCGACACCCUUCAAGCAACAAGACCAAAUGUGUGGAAGAUCUGGCUCUUCGGCUUUGUGUGUGGAGUGUUUGCAAAAAUGGGCUUGUUCCUAGGUAUGUAGGGUCAGAUUGUAGGAUUUUAGUUUUUUGUUCCAGAAAUUUGAGUUUAGGGUUUCGAAAUGAAGCCAUGUGCUAGAUGUUGUGAAAUGCAUAUGUAAAAAGGAAAAAUUGUAUUGUACCUUUUGACUUGAAAUUUAA
Messenger RNA from Olea europaea var. sylvestris, 969 nucleotides. RefSeq lists its product as uncharacterized. The record is from RefSeq and is a predicted model, not a curated record. The transcript is spliced from 2 exons. Bases 212 to 532 code for a protein of 106 amino acids. NCBI's taxonomy places the organism in Eukaryota, Viridiplantae, Streptophyta, Magnoliopsida, Lamiales, Oleaceae.